Molecule: messenger RNA, 447 nt
Organism: Protopolystoma xenopodis
Lineage: Eukaryota; Metazoa; Platyhelminthes; Monogenea; Polystomatidea; Polystomatidae
Source: the annotation of a GenBank genome assembly
GUUCCUGAAUCUGAUCAUUUGACUUUUCUUAAUGUUUUCACUCAAUGGCGCAAAGCAGCCUACUCUUCCUACUUUUGUACUAAACACUUUAUUCAUGCCAAGGCAAUGCGAAAGGUUCGCGAAGUACGACAACAGAUGAAAGAGAUAAUGGAGCAGCAUAACAUGAUUCUUGUCUCGUCUGGUUCCGACUGGGACAUUGUCCGUAAAUGUCUUUGCUCUGCCUACUUCCAUCAGGCUGCUAGGAUAAAGGGUCUCGGUGAGUACGUGAACCUGCGUACAGGGAUGCCUUGUCAUCUUCAUCCAACAAGUGCUCUUUACGGUAUGGGAUACACUCCUGAUUACAUAAUUUAUCAUGAACUUAUUAUGACUACAAAGGAAUAUAUGCAGUGCGUUAGCAGUGUAGAAGGUCAGUGGCUGGCAGAACUAGGACCAAUGUUUUACUGGUAA